This is a messenger RNA of Menidia menidia (Atlantic silverside), 2385 nucleotides long. Lineage: Eukaryota; Metazoa; Chordata; Actinopteri; Atheriniformes; Atherinopsidae. The record is from the annotation of a GenBank genome assembly.
AUGUCUGAUGACUCCAGCAGUGAGGAGGAGUGGUGUCUACCAACAGGGAAGGUCUCUGAGACUAAAUGUUGGGAGUGUGGAAAACCAUUCGGCAACUUAAGGAACCUGAUGAAGCACUAUAAAAGUCACAACAUCAAUGCCACAUGCCACAUCUGCAAGGUAACAUUCCGUCGCCUGACAUCACUCAACACGCACUUGGAUAAUGUACACUCGCCACCCUUCUGUCUUGUGUGUUACCAGUCAUUCAGUAACGUGUUGGAGCUGAACAAGCAUGCAGAAUCACACUGCAAAAACUCUGUGUUGUUUGAAAGCAAUUCAUCUUUAAAAAACAGGAGGCAGAAAAAUGGCAGCUUUUCUAAGGAGGUGUCACCACAGCAAAGCACAGCUUCGUUCCAUCAUGACUCUGCAUCGGAUCUGAAGCUUCACGAAGGAAUCGGAAUGGAGUUGGAAAGGCCGGGGAGGUCAGUGAGCAGCAUGGAUUAUGUCCUGAGUGAGGAUGAUGACGACAUGGAAACUGAGAGUUCAAGUAGCUCUUCAUCGGAAGGGACUGCAUCAAACCUAAGUUCAACGGAUACUAGCGACUCUUCCAGCACAUCAGACUCAGAGGACAGCCCUACUACCCACCCCUCCAUUAACUCUGAAAUGUGUGAAAAAUGUGUUGUAGUGCAACAGGCCAUUAAUGGAAAGCUUCUAGUGGAUCAAAACUCUGUUGCCUCGCAGCCAUUUAUUGUGAACUCGAGCUCUCCCUCUGGCUCAGAGAUCCCUCCUACCCCAACAACCUCUGUGUCUUCUUCUACCUCUGUAAAGCAGCCGUCAAGUCAUCCUUCUGAGCGUUCAUCGGCCUCUCCCGCUGCAAGUGACCCUGGCGCUUCAGCACCCACCAUUCUGGCCUUGUUUGAGAAUAUCAGUCCGUAUGUGGCUUUGAUGAAGCGUUUGAACACAAAAUGGCGCUCAAAGGCCCCUUGCCCCUGCAGGCAGUGUGGCGCCAUCCUUAGACAACCCUCCCUCAUUAUCAGCCACCGGUACCGCCACAGGGGCCACCGCCCACAUCGGUGCCAGUGCGGCCGUGCUUUUAAGCACCGACUGCACCUGCUGCGCCACUGCAUGCAGCAUGCAGAGGCCACCAGCUACAUCUGUGUCGGCUGCGGGGACACUUUCACAGGGGCAGAAGUCUUAGCACAGCACCUAAAGGGCAUGUCCAGGAAAAGAUCCCGUUCUGGAAGAAUUAUUAAAACCAACGAUAAAGAGAGGGUUAUUCUCCACAGCGGGCAUGUUCCACUUAGUGCUCCGCUGGCUGUGAGCAUCGUUCACCUAAUCUCGGGGCUGCGGUGGCGCAGGACCUCAGACAGCAGCUCAGACGUCUGCUGGAAGCAGCGGCUCAGCUCGUCCAGCUUCUGCUCCAUGGACAGAAUCCGCUGCUCCAGCUCCCGAUACACAUGCAAGAUACAUAAGCCAACCCCCGGUGAAGGCAUCGACUCACACUCUGAUGGCUUCCAGAAGGCACCUCUGGUGUCGCCGGUGCUCGCCGCGGUUGCCCUUUGUCAGAUAGCCCAGAAGGAUGCACGCACACUCGCACAAAUCAACAAGAGCUGCAAGCAAAGUGCAAAGAUGCACCUAGAGACAGGAUGCAGCCACCAGGAGAAAGGAAAUGGUUGUAUCCUCCAAAAGUGCAGCUACUGCGGUAAGUUUGGCGAGGAGCUGUGGAGCCGCUCACAAAACACUAGAGGUACUCCUCCCUGGGCUCAAAUCACACAAAGUGAUGGGCUGCAAACAAAGCUGUCAGCCCCUAAACUCAGCUGCACACCGGGUGUAGCCGCAGUGCUGACCACAGAGCCUGUCCGUCGUAUUGCAGGUACGGCCAAACAGCCUGCAGAGGAUCGUGCUGACAUUUCGGUGGCUCACACAGAGGAGAACGCUGCAAAGCAGCGGAUGAAGACUACGCCAGAAGAGGCGCUCAGCAGCACUUUGCUGUGCAGCAGGAUGGCUCUGUGCACCAAGUACAGACGGAGAAACAUCAGCAUCGAUAGCAGCAGCUCCAUGUCCAACAGGGCCUUUCCGUGUACAUCUGUAUUUGCCUCCACCAUGACAGGGGCCAAAGUCGAGACAUCGUCUCCCUCCAUAUGGGUCGCCCGCUUCCCGGGGAGUGACAGUGGCACUGAAACCUCAGCGGAGUCUCCGCAGUUUCGCCUGGUCAGGCCAUCGCAGUUGGCGCAGUCCGCUUUGGAGUCCGCGCGCUGGCUGUGGCUCGUCAUCUCCAUCUCCAGAGCGCACACGAGCCGUCCGCCCUCCCCUCUCUCCCUGUCACGGAGCUCCGCCGCUCCGUCGUCUGCCUGCCCGCUGUUCCCUGUGAUGUCUUCCCAAACGGGGGAAGGCAUAGUGCGAUGA